GUUCCCAACCACGUGGGCGCACCGGGCGCCGCGGGGCAGCGCGGUGGCAUGGCGGGCGGCGGCGCGCAGUGCCUCAGCUUCGCGGGGUGCAACUUCCUACGGCAGCGGCUGGUGCUGUCCACGCUCAGCGGGCGGCCGCUGAAAAUCCGCAAGAUCCGCGCCAAAGAGGAAGACCCCGGUCUCCGCGACUUUGAAGCGUGUUUUAUUCGCCUUAUUGACAAAGUGACGAAUGGCUCUAGGAUUGAGAUAAACCAAACAGGUACUACCUUGUAUUAUCAGCCUGGCCUUCUAUAUGGGGGCUCACUGGAACAUGACUGCAGCCCUAGCCGCAGUAUUGGCUACUACUUGGAAAGUCUACUCUGUUUGGCACCUUUCAUGAAACAUCCACUGAAGAUUGUCCUGAGGGGAGUAACAAAUGAUCAAGUAGAUCCUUCGGUUGAUGUCCUUAAGGCAACAGCUCUACCACUACUGAAAAAAUUUGGGAUUGAUGGUGAAAGUCUGGAAAUCAAGAUCAACCGGAGAGGAAUGCCUCCAAAAGGAGGUGGAGAAAUAUUAUUUGCCUGUCCAGUGAGAAAGGUCUUGCAGCCUAUUCAAUUCACUGACCCAGGCAAAAUCAAGCGCAUCAGAGGAACAGCGUAUUCUGUCAGAGUGUCUCCACAGAUGGCAAACAGAAUGGUGGAAUCUGCAAGGAGUGUCCUGAAUAAAUUCCUCCCAGAUGUUUAUAUCUACACAGACCAUAUGAAAGGGAUCAGCUCUGGAAAAUCUCCGGGUUUUGGCAUAUGCCUUAUUGCAGAAACCAUCAAUGGCACUAUUCUCAGUGCUGAGUUAGCCUCAAACCCUCAGGGCCAGGGAGCAGCUGUGCUUCCUGAGGAACUUGGCCAGAACUGUGCUAAACUGUUGCUUGAGGAGAUAUACAGGGGAGGUUGCGUUGAUUCAACAAACCAGAGCCUUGCUCUGCUGCUCAUGACCCUUGGACAACAGGAUGUUUCCAAAGUCCUGUUAGGACCUCUGUCUCCAUACACAAUUGAGUUUCUGCGACACCUGAGAAGCUUCUUCCAGAUCAUGUUUAAAAUUGAAAUGAAGUCCCCUGAAGAAGAACACAAGGGUGGGGAGAAAGUCUUAAUGACAUGUGUUGGCAUUGGAUUUUCCAACCUUAGUAAAACAAUAAGAUAAGAAACUUUACAAAAUGUGAUAAAAGGUGUCUUCCCCUGUGCUUAUUCUGGCACCAGGAAAACCAGUGCAGAGGUACUCAAUCUUGCUGCAUGUGAACAAUAAAAUUACUUCAGGCUGUUUA
Gallus gallus (chicken) is the source of this 1294-nucleotide messenger RNA. RefSeq names its product RNA terminal phosphate cyclase like 1 (gene RCL1). Gene Ontology annotation, biological process: endonucleolytic cleavage of tricistronic rRNA transcript (SSU-rRNA, 5.8S rRNA, LSU-rRNA); ribosome biogenesis. The record is from RefSeq and is a predicted model, not a curated record. Gene Ontology annotation, cellular component: nucleolus. Gene Ontology annotation, molecular function: RNA endonuclease activity. Bases 49 to 1173 code for a protein of 374 amino acids. The transcript has 9 exons. NCBI's taxonomy places the organism in Eukaryota, Metazoa, Chordata, Aves, Galliformes, Phasianidae.